AUGUAUCUUGAGCUUACACAGAAGGGUAUCGAUGAACGGGUUUCCCUGGUACAAUCGUUACUUGCCAAAUCGCGCGACUACCAUCUGCCUGUCUCCGUACGAGCCCCGUUUACGAUGUCACUCAAGCACGACAUUUCUGUUGUGUCAUCUGGUCUGUUCGUUUUCGGUAUAUCCCUUGUGUGCCUGUUCGUGCUGUCAAUUGUGCUUCUUGGCCAGCCGGCUCUCACCUGUAUCCUUGUCUUCACGUCUGUCGCAGUGUUUGUGGAAACCGUCGGCUAUGCUACGCACUGGGGUGUACCGAUGAACGUCUUGACGGUUACCAUGGCCAUAUCUGCGAAUAUGCUUACUGCUGUGGUCGUCAUGGCGUUUUGCUAUAGUUAUUCCGUAUCUGGAAAGCAACAGAUGAGAGCCGGAGUUCGAAUACAGUACUCAUUCCAGGCCACAUUCUUGCCGGUGGUUUUUGCAUGUCUCGUCCCGGUCAUCACCUAUUUACCUUUGUUUGCCGUUGAUGCACCAAUUGUCAAUCACAUUUUCAAGAUUUUGUUGGUGAACUCAGUCGCCACUCUUCUGCACUACCUCUUCUUCUUGCCUAAUCUGUGCCUUUUGUUCUCCACUCAUCUACCAACCUGUUCGUCAGUGAGCUGUGCUGAGUGCUGUUGUGAUUUUGAUGACGAAAGCUCCAUUUACUACAUUCCAACGACAGCUCGCGCAGUCCAUCCUGAAGGUGUCUACCAGCAUACAUCAUAUACCUAUUCGGUGCCGCAAUCUAUAGUAACAGGUGGUCCUCCGAAUUAUCUUGCAAUUGCAGGACCUCCACCGGCACCAUCGUAUGCUGGCGAUUACGUCCGAACGCAUGUAGGACGAAGUUCACGACCAAGUAGGACCCGUCGAACGAGUGAGUCCUCUGCUACCCCGUCCGAGACUCCACGGCAGCAUAGAAAUUCGCGUAAAGGAUCCCGUGACGAUUCGAUUUACGAGGCUCCGCCAAGUCCGCGAGUCACGUCUGGCACCUCGCCCCCACCUCAACGCUCUCGGCAAUCAUCAGCACACCAUCACGGACCGUACUUCCAAGAUCCGACCUUCAACAUGCAUCAACAACGUUGGCGACCGUUUGUCCACCCGCAGCCGUAUGCGUUCUAUCCGCAGAACGGCUAUCGCCGGUAG
Molecule: messenger RNA, 1164 nt
Organism: Cooperia oncophora
Lineage: Eukaryota; Metazoa; Nematoda; Chromadorea; Rhabditida; Trichostrongylidae
Source: the annotation of a GenBank genome assembly